CCACCACUCCUUUCUUCACACACACACUCUCUCACGCGCCGCCACAGAAGAUCCAUCAUCAAAAUGGAAAUGCACAAGAGCUCAUCCUCCUCCUACCUCGGCCCCGGCGGCCUCGACCUUUCCAAAACCUUCUUCACCCCCAUCUCCGGCGGAUCGACGCCGUCCCCCACCAAACGCCCCACCAAGAUCACCGUCGUCGGCGUCGGCAACGUGGGCAUGGCCAUCGCCCAGACCAUCCUCACCCAGGACCUCGCCGACGAGAUCACUCUCGUCGACGCCAUAGAAAACAAGCUCCGCGGCGAGGUUCUCGACCUCCAGCACGCCGCCGCCUUCCUCCCCCGGACCAAGAUCCACGCCUCCGUCGACUACGCCGACACCGCCGACUCCGAUCUGUGCAUCGUCACCGCCGGAGCGCGGCAGAACCCCGGCGAGAGCAGGCUGAACCUCUUGCAGAGGAACGUGGCUCUCUUCAGGCAUAUCGUGCCGCCGCUGGCCAAGUACUCGCCGGAGUCCAUUAUACUGGUGGUGUCGAACCCGGUCGACGUGCUGACGUAUGUGGCGUGGAAGCUUUCCGGGUUUCCCGCGAACCGGGUUAUCGGGUCGGGUACGAACUUGGAUUCGUCCAGGUUCCGGUUCUUGAUUGCUGACCAUCUUGAUGUCAAUGCACAGGACGUGCAGGCAUACAUAGUAGGGGAGCACGGAGAUAGUUCAGUGGCACUAUGGUCAAGCAUAAGCGUAGGAGGAGUCCCGAUCCUCAGCUUCUUAAAGCGCCAGCAAAUUCCGUACGAAAAGGAAACCCUCGAAAGCAUACACAAGGAAGUUGUACAGAGCGCUUACGAAGUCAUACGUUUGAAGGGCUACACUUCUUGGGCUAUCGGCUACUCCGUUGCUAGCUUGGCUCGGAGCUUGCUUCGGGACCAGAGGCGUAUCCACCCUGUCUCCGUCCUCGCAAAGGGCUUGUACGAAAUCGACGGUGGAGAUGUCUUCCUCAGCCUGCCAGCUCAGAUCGGACUCGGCGGAGUUUUGGGUGUUGCUAAUGUGCAUUUAAAUGAUGAGGAAGCUCAGAAGCUGAGAGACUCUGCUAACACCAUUCUUGAAGUGCAGAGCCAGUUGGGGCUUUGAUUUUUUUCAUUUAUUAAUAUUAUUUCUUAUUUUUAAUUAUUUUCGAGCUAUUUUUAUUUUUAUUUUUGUACCGUCGAAUUUGGAUGUUUUUCAUAAAUAUGUGUGAAUGAUUAUGUAUCUACGGUGUAAUGAUAUUCGGUACGUUUUACUCGAUGUGCCCAUGUCAGGGGUGAAAAUGGCAAGAAAGUUUUGAAUUCUGACGAUUAUGAUU
This is a messenger RNA of Erythranthe guttata (spotted monkey flower), 1333 nucleotides long. RefSeq names its product Lactate/malate dehydrogenase family protein. Gene Ontology annotation, molecular function: L-lactate dehydrogenase (NAD+) activity. The record is from RefSeq and is a predicted model, not a curated record. Gene Ontology annotation, biological process: lactate metabolic process; pyruvate metabolic process. Gene Ontology annotation, cellular component: cytoplasm. Lineage: Eukaryota; Viridiplantae; Streptophyta; Magnoliopsida; Lamiales; Phrymaceae.